AUGUCGAACGGCCAGGUAGUCCCAACGAAGCUUCCGAGCAACUACGCAGAUGUUCCCUACACAGAAAUCAAGAUAUCACACCAUCCAGCAUCCUCAAAGGAGCCAACACCUGUUCUGGUCUUGACACUGCACAGAUCACAAGCCAACAAUGCCUUCACAGAUGUCAUGACAGACGAGCUCGAGCACUUCUUCGGAAUCGCCAGUAUCGAUGAUCGUGUCAAGGUUAUUGUUAUGACUGGUCACGGCAAGAUGUUCUGCGCUGGUCAAGAUCUCAACCAAGGCUUCAAGCUUCAAGGCAAUGGCAAGAAGGAGACUGAGCACAAUCAUCGUGACGGUGGCGGCCGAGCAUCUCUCGCUAUGCACAACUGCACGAAGCCAACCAUCGUCGCUAUCAAUGGCCACGCCGUUGGCGUCGGUAUCACCAUGACAAUGCCAGCAGUCAUGCGCAUCGCCUGGUCGAAAGCCAAGAUUGGCUUCGUCUUCAGCCAGCGUGGUGUAGUGAUGGAAGGCUGCUCGUCCUUCUUCUUGCCACGUCUGAUCGGAGCAGCAAGAGCGCAGCAGCUCGUCAUUCCCGGAAAAGUCCAUCUUGCUAGCGACCGAAGGCUAGAUGGACUGUUCUACGAGCUCUGUGACAAACAGGAAAAUGUCCUCCCUACCGCGCUGAAGGAGGCCGAGGAGCUGGCUGUCAACACUAGCACUGUGAGCACUUUUAUGAACCGGGAGAUGAUCUUCCGCGGCGUCAAUAGCGCGGAGAAGGCGCAUUUGUUGGAGAGUAGGGUUAUGGGUGCUAUGAGGGGUAAAGCGGACAACAACGAAGCUGUCGAUGCUUUCUUGCAGAAGAGGAAGGCUGAGUUCCUUGGAACCAUGCAGAAUGAUGCGCCGUCAGUGUAUCCGUGGUUCUCGAGGGUGCACGUCAAGAACUCAGCGGUGGCUGAGCCUAGUACGACGGGAAAGCCUCGACUGUAG
Molecule: messenger RNA, 966 nt
Organism: Fulvia fulva
Lineage: Eukaryota; Fungi; Ascomycota; Dothideomycetes; Mycosphaerellales; Mycosphaerellaceae
Product: Enoyl-CoA hydratase ACTT3
Exons: 3
Coding region: 1-966 (321 amino acids)
Source: RefSeq, a predicted model, not a curated record